Messenger RNA from Ictalurus punctatus (channel catfish), 3276 nucleotides. It is a transcript of the gene smyd4, whose product is annotated as SET and MYND domain containing 4. Lineage: Eukaryota; Metazoa; Chordata; Actinopteri; Siluriformes; Ictaluridae. Gene Ontology annotation, molecular function: protein binding. The record is from RefSeq and is a predicted model, not a curated record. The coding region runs from base 475 to 2508 and encodes 677 amino acids. The transcript is spliced from 9 exons.
UCUCUCAUUGUCUUUGGGACAACAGAGACACCAAGGUGCAUUUCCAAAGCCGUGUUUGCUGUGGGUAGGAACGAUGUCAAGUGGGAGCCAUUGGUGGACCCCCGGAAAGUGCUGAUGCCACCAAUGCACAUCAAAUUGGGCCUUAUGAAACAAUUUGUCACAGCUAGAUAAGGAUUCAGCAGCCUUCAAGUACCUUCAAGACUUCUUUCCUUAGCUGUCUCAGGCAAAAGUCAAAGCUGGUGUCUUUGUCAGACCACAGAUUAAGAAGAUCUCAUAGUGCAAGAAAUUCCCCAAGAAGCUUGCUAGAAGGAGGAAGCAGCUUGGAACAGCUUUGUUGCAGUGGUUUGGGGUUUUCCGGGUGAAUCACAAAGCCAAAAAACACGUGGAGCUGGUUGAGACUCUAACGAAGAACUAUGGCACAAUGGGCUGCAGGAUGUGUCUCAAAAUCCAUAUGCUUGAUGCACAUCUUAAUAUAUGGGAGAACAUGGGAGCAAGGGUGUCUGUCAUGCUGAAAAGAAUACAGAACAUCUGUCUUUAUGCUAUGCCAAUCGUUCAGCUGCUUUGUUUCAUCUUGGUCUCUACACAAAAUGCCUGGAGGACAUCCAGCAGGCCUUUGCUGAAGGUUACCCAAGUCGCCUGCAGUGCAAACUGAUGGAGAGAGAGAAACGGUGUACAAGUCUGGUUAAAAUCCAGGAAUCUAUGAAAGCAUCUCAUUCUAAACAUGAGACACCACAAUCCAACAAGAAUAUGGGUAGUAAUACCAAUGUCUCAUCUGCUGUGUCUGUUCACUUUACUCCUGAAAAGGGACGCCACCUGUUGGCCACUGAAAACAAGUCAGCAGGGGAAAUGGUGAUUGAAGAUGAGGCCUUCAGCUUUGUACUUAUACCUGCCAAUACACAGUACAAGAAGAGUGGCAAAGCCAGUGUAUUCACAACAGAGCCCAGACACUGCCACCACUGUUUGUGUGAGAAUUUUAACUCUGUACCAUGUCGGGGCUGUAGCUACGCCCGGUAUUGUGGACAGAGAUGUGAAAUAGAGGCAUGGAAGCAGUACCACUGCUGGGAGUGUUCAGUUGGUUCAGAGCUACUGGCUCUUGGCCUGUUUGCACAUUUGGCCCUGCGAGUGACUCUAAAAGCUGGAAUAAAGGAGGUCCAGAAGGCAAGAGAGAGUUGCUUUAACUUGGUUUAUGAAGUCCCAAAUGCAACCUAUGUUAAUAGUGAUGGGAAGUCUCACAAUGGCAAGCCUUGCUCCAGUGGGGGGGCAUUUGACAGUCUGGGCUUGGUGUCAGAACUGAAUGUAAGAGGACCACAGAUGUCUAACAAAAGCUCUCAAGGUUUUAAUCAUUCAAGCUCUUACCAUGGAAAGUCAUACCUGGGCGUCUAUAGUCUGUUACCACAUGUGGGGAAACAUAACCCUAACUUGUGCUUCCUGUUCGUGUUCACCAUGGCAGCACUCAGUCAGAGACUUUCACUAGAAGUGCCACCAUGCCAUGAUCAGGAAGAAGGGAGUGUGUGCUGGGGGUCUGAGAAGAGCCUGCUAGGAGCUACAGCUCUGAGGCACAUGCUGCAACUCCAGUGUAAUGCACAGGCUGUGACUGCAAUCAAAGUCCAAGAGGAUACUUGCCUACCAGUGCAGUCCAGUAAAGAAGUCCGCAUUGCCACUGCAUUGUUCCCCAUCCUCAGUCUGCUCAACCACUCCUGCCAGCCUAACACGAGCAUCUCCUUCAGUCUGGGCCUCAGUUUGUCUGGCUCUUGUAGUCCAGUGUAUUUUGCUUCAGGAGUUACAGUAAAAGUCAGAGCAUGCAGAGACAUUGCUGCAGGGCAGGAGCUGUUGCACUGUUACGGUCCUCACUGUAGCAGAAUGGAUGUUGAGAAGCGCCAGCGCCUGUUGCUGAAGCAGUACUUCUUCCACUGUCAGUGUGAUGCUUGCAAGCUGGAGCUAGCUGAGAGAAGGACAUUACCAUUAAACUUUAAUGGUCUUAAGUGUGAAAAAUGUGGAAGCUUCCUUAAGGUGAGUGUGGAUGUGCAUGUGUGUUCACAGUUGUCCUGUGAUCACCACAUUUCAAAUACAGAGCUGCAGAGAAGAAUGCAAAUACUACAGCACCACUUGGAGCAAUCUUUAGAACUCAUGGAGAACAAUCAAAUAAAUGGUGCCCUAAGUAUCUUGCAGAAAGCAGUCAAUCUGGCAGACAGUAUCUUAAUGAAGACACACCCUUUGCAUGGCGAACUAGCUGAUGCAAUGGCUCGAGCAUAUGCUACCAUGGGGCUUUGGAGGCAGGCUGCAUCACAUUUAAAAAGUAGCAUUGCUGCCGUUUGUUUGCAGUAUGGGAAGGACAGUGUGGAGCUCGGGAGACAGCAAUUUAAACUUGCUCAGCUACAUUUCAAUGGAGGAGAUCGGUCAUCUGCUCUUUCAGUAAUUCCUUUAGCCCGGCGCCUGAUCUCCCUCCAUUGUGACCCUCACUGUAAGGAGCUGCAAGAGCUUCAGGCUAUGGAGGCCUGCCUAAUAUGAUGUUCAGUCCCUCCUCUGUUUUAGGAAUGAACAUAAUAUUGUUUAAAAUGUUUUUAAAUACAUUUAAAUAUUAUUUUGAAAUAUUUAUAGUUUAUGCUUGAGUGUUUUACAAAUAGAAUACUUGUACUCUUACCUAAUUACAUUCAACAGAAAACAUACUUUUUAGUCCUUACAGUUUGACCUUCAAAGCACUCAGUACAAAUCUGAAAGGUCUCUUUUACUCAGUCAGUGACUGUAUGCAGUAUAUCAAUUGAAUACUCCUAUGCAUCUUAAUUACAUUUCAGCUUAGCAUCCAAUUAAGUUAAUCAGUGUAGAAAAAAAACUAUCAAGAAUUCUGCCAAUUCUACUAAAUCACCCAGUGAAAACCUUGCCCAGUCUCUGCCAUGACAAUCUGAAUCUCCCUGUUUUGUCUGUAGUGAUCGGUCAGUUGUAAUUACAAAACCAUUCACCUAAAAUGUGUUAUUUACAGUGGGAUGGUGAACUUGUAUAUUAGUUUCUAGCAUAAGUUUGCUAUGCAGCCAUAGGUUGCACACUCAUUACCUCUUUAUAGAUUAUGUUUGUUAAUAAAGUGUACAGUGUAUAAAAUGUGUUUUUGUGAGUUGGGCUUUACUAUUAAUCAGGAGCAUCAAUUAACAUUUUAUUUAAACAGUGGUGAUUAAAAACUACACCUGUGUUCAUGUACUUAGGCCUCUAAGUUUGUUCUUAGGCAAUUGAUUUUAAAAGUACUUCUGUACAACUGUAAGUAAAGCAUGUUUUUGUUUUCUUUGA